CUGGGGUGCGAUUUUGUAGAAAUGACUUUUUUCAUGCCAAUGCCUUCUCGCGUGACGUCACCGAUUUUGGAAAUUGUGUGUACGUAGGCACGACGUUUUCUUGGAUCGUCCAAUCAGAAGCUCCCUUCAUUGGCCGGAUGUUUCUUUCGUAUUCUCUUCUCUUUUUCCGGGACUGUAUAGCAAAUUUGUUUUGUAAAACGGCACUUAAUAAAAGCGGACUUCCAUGCUGCGUAAAGCAAAUUCAUUUUGUUACAGUACAACGCAAAAGCUGCCGCAGUCCAAAGAAAUGCAAACGCAAGUGCUCUAUUUUUGAAGUCGUAGCCACAUAGUAGUCGGAUGUGCAUCCAAUCCAUGCCGUUGAGCGCAAGCAAAAUGGCAGCCUUUGUUUACCUGUGAACAGCUGACAGCCCCUAGCGUGUCUGUCUGAACAGCUGACAGCCCCUUGCGUGCCCGUAAUUGCGGCCCCGCCCCCGUCAGAUACUGAUUGAGGUGAGUAAUUAUUGCUCGUGUAGUGCUUGCAUUGUCGUGUGGUUUUCGCUGCAUGUCUGACGUGUGAUAAUUUCUUCUUUAGGAAGAGCCAAGAAGAAUUAUCCGUAGCCCCCGAGGUGAAACUUUGCAACAUAGUGGAUCGAGAACUGUCAAGGCAUUUUCCAUAGGGCACCGCCAUGACAUAACGAUAGCUUCCUUAAAGUUAUCGCUGCAUCGGUAAUACUUCCUGCACUGAUACGCUCCGAGAAAGAAGCUGCUACAACAUUAAAUGGCUACUGGAGGUGGCAAAGUGGGUGGCGUGGACGGCCGCGUCCUCGACGUCCUUAUGAGGACAGGAGGGGUCCUUGUUUCCCCCCCUGAGUACUUCCCCGAUAGCGAGGACGAGGCAAGUUCAGAGGAAGCUGCAGGGCCCAGCGGUUCCCGCAGAAAUCUACCAGCGACAACUGCUUUCGUGGUGUCGGGCCCUGCAGCUGUUGCUGGGCCAAGUGGCCUUACACAGCCACCGGCUACGCCCCAGGUGCUGCGGCCUACGCCCCAGGUGCUGCAGCCUACCCCCCAGGUGCUGCGGCCUACCACCCAGGUGCCGCGGCCUACCACCCAGGUGCCGCAGCCAACCCCGCAGGUGCCGCAGCCAACCCCGCAGGUGCCGCAGCCAACCCCGCAGGUGCCGCAGCCAACCCCGCAGGUGCCGCAGCCAACCCCGCAGGUGCCGCAGCCAACCCCGCAGGUGCCACAGCCUACCCCCCAGGUGCCGCAGCCUACCCCUCGAGAGCCACGGGCACCCCGUAGACAGCCCAGGCAGCAGGAACUUGAUGGUGCUGUGAUGACGGCUACUGCCGCAUACGUUCGCCAGAGCCAGUUGGAGGAAGCCAGAGUUCAAGAGGACACUCGCUUCCGCCAACAACUGCUGGAACAAAACCGGCAGCACCACGAGGCCCACCUGCAGAGCCUGCGGCAGCACCACGAGGCCCACAUGGAGAGCCUGCGGCACCUCGGGGAGGAGGUGGCGGCAAUGCGGGAAGUGGAGUCUCAGCGCCUCGAAGUGCAGCGGCAACGCCUCGAAGUGGCGCGUCGGUCGCACGAGACCAACGAGCGCCUGCUUCAGCUGCUGCUGGCUGCACUGGGGCAUGGUGGCAGCCAAGCCCCUCCCCCCUCUCAGGCCCCACAUAAUUAAAGGUAGCAUAGGCAAGGAAUUUGUAACUUAUCUUAAAAUUUGCUGAUGUAUUAAUGAUAUGAAGGGCAAAUAUUGCUAGUUUGCAAAUAAAUAAUUGCUGAAGUCACCCUUUAAUGCAACCAUAAGUAGCAUAGCCGUUGCAGCAUGAAUUUUUUCUUCAAGGUUUACUUCAGCCAUAAGAGCGUGCACACCAUCAGGCUCACCUGCAAAAGUGCCUGUAGGCCUGGUGUGUGUGGGCAUUCCGACUGUGGCACUGCAAUUUUGAGGUGCCUAGUUAUUGUCAUGUCAAUUUAAGCACGACGCCACACUGCAAGUGUUCUACAAUUUAAUCCUUGUCAUCGAAUGGUGAAAUUUUCAGGCCUUACUAUAAUGUCGAAAGCAACCUGUCAAUAUACACAGUAAAAAAGAAAAAAGUUAUGAAAAUUCCUUGCCUAUGCUCCUUCUUUUCAUUUGUAAUGUUUAUUUUUUGUUUGUUGCAUAUGCAUAUUUGUUUGUGUCACUACGUACUGAGCUGGAAUGUCUCUUUUCUUGCACAUCUGUCUCAUUAUCAAACAAUUUGUUGUCAUUCAGUAAUCUUUCAGGUUGUGAUACAUUGUAUUUUAGCCCUUGUGGUGCAAUUUGUGUGUAAUAUUUAUGCAGUUUGUCUUACUGAAUAUCAUAAUAUGGUGCUAUGGCUCUUUCACUUUGAGCACCACAACAGCAUGUUCCUUUCACAUGUAGUGAUGUACCUAUACAUUUCGCUGUGAUAAAUAUUCGGUUGGCAUGUGAUUUAAGCACCUGCUCAUUUCUGUUGCUGGUGCAGUUUAAGCCAGUUGUUAUUACUGUGUACUUGUGCAGUGUACAACAGUUUUCUUAAACGAUGCAUGCCGUUACCUGUGAUAUAUUAUGAUGCAAGAACAAUGUGAUCCGAUAUUUAUUCCAACAUGUCUGUGAUAUGUUGCAUAAUGUCUCUACUACUGAGUACUCAUGAUUCUCACACUUCUUCAAUGUAGAGACUGUCGCAUGUGAUGUGUACAUAAACAAGUGUAUGUUGAAGGCUGAAAUACAGAAAGGUGCAGUUUUC
Molecule: messenger RNA, 2726 nt
Organism: Dermacentor andersoni
Lineage: Eukaryota; Metazoa; Arthropoda; Arachnida; Ixodida; Ixodidae
Source: RefSeq, a predicted model, not a curated record